AAACUUAAUAUCGCACGGAGGAGCGAGGCGACUGUCUCUUAAACGUGUAAAAUCACAAUUAAACCGCACACGUCUCGACAGUUAACUCGUUUGAAGCCAUAACAGCGGCUGUAACCCCAACUAUUCUCGACGUUUUAUGUGCAGUACAAAAAAUAUACCCAGUUUGAGAUGGGGGGGAAGUCCCCGCGAGGAAAUCCCCUGUUCAUAAUUUCGAAAUUGAGUGAGGCUCUGGCAGACUGAAGUUGUUCUGAAACAUUUUGGUCUAACGUACAGCAGACGCCUCUGAGCCCUAUGACAAUCAGACUUGUUCAAUCUAUGGGAAAUUCGUACUUGAUGUGCUCGUUUUAACGGAUUGUUCAGCAUGGAUGAAAUGAAGAGGGAGAACGAGGCGCUGAGGGCGAAGUUGCGCAGCUGCUCUACACUCAACACAUUUUACCACGAAACACAGCAAGAAAUUACUCGUUUAAAUCAGUUGGUGACCUCCAAAGACGGGAUUAUUACCGAUUUGAGGGCAAGACUGGGGAAGUAUGAGAAAACCGUGGUCUUUGAGGGAGAGGAGCCUUAUAUUGUAGGGCCGUCGAAGUCCCUCAUCGAAAGUUUGUGUAAGGAAAUUUGCAAAUUAAAGCAAAAACUGAAGGAUUUAGAGAAAGACACCGCCCAGAAAUUGGAAACCAGAAACACAGAGAUCCAGAGAUUGCAGGAAAAGUUGAAGGAGAAGGAUCAAGAGUUGCUGACCAUCAGGAAAAGACCAGAGCAGGAGAAAGAGAGGGAGAUUCAGCAACUGCGCGCUGCAUUAGCCGAAAGGGAUCGGACACAGGCCACCAGGACCGUCCUUUGCAACUCUCUCGCUGAAGAAGCCGAUCAGUUAAGGGUCCAGUUAGGGGCCACUGUGCAGGUGUGUCAGGAGCUUUUGGGACGACUGGAAAACGAGAAAAACAAUACAGCCAUGACAGAUCAGAGAACUCAACUUAAUAAGACAUUAGAUUCCCCCGAAGUUCCCCAGCUAAAUGUCAUCAUCAGCAAGUUAGAAGAGGAGAACGACCAGCUCAAGAAGAGAGUGGCAUAUGUGGAAAGUUUAAACUCAAAGUGGCAGAAGUAUGACUCGAGUAGAGAGGAGUACGUGAGGGGUUUGUGUCAGAAGUUGAAAGAGUCAAAUGGCCUGGCUUCUGCAGGUCCGACUCUGACCCAAACCCCGACUGCGGGACACGUGGCUUUGUUCCAGCAGGAAAUUGCGAGACUCAACGGCCUCCUGCAGGACAAGAUGAUGGAGAGUGAGAGAUUCAGCAGAGAGAGGGAUGACAAUGCGAGAAGAGACCAAGAGCAGAUUCAGAUGCUCGAGCAGCAGGUUCUGGCCUACAUUGAAGACUUUAAAUCGGAAAGAGCAGACCGAGAGAGGGCUCAGGGUAAAAUCAUGGACCUUAAAGAUGAAGUUGGGCGACUUCAGCUGCAAAUACGCUCACAGAAUGUCCAAGAAGCUUCAACCUCACGCCAUAAAAAAAUCAUGGGCCUAAAAAAAGCUAGCCACCGACAAACGGAAACUGCAGAACCACUAAGAAACAGUCCCCCAGAAACAAGCUCAAAGAGGACUAUCAGUAACACUGCGCCACAAGGAGCCGCCGAACUGCAAUGCCCUCGUUGUUUCAUCAGGUUCGAUGAUGAGCACACGACCGAAUACCUAAAACACUGGGACGAGUGUGCCAAGCUGUGAGUCUCUCACCUCACUGACUUUACACAAAGCACUGAGGACACAAUCACUACAAGCUCACAUGGGACUUU
Messenger RNA from Danio aesculapii, 1776 nucleotides. It is a transcript of the gene tnip2, whose product is annotated as TNFAIP3 interacting protein 2. Gene Ontology annotation, biological process: cellular response to lipopolysaccharide; regulation of transcription by RNA polymerase II. The coding region runs from base 362 to 1708 and encodes 448 amino acids. The transcript is spliced from 6 exons. Lineage: Eukaryota; Metazoa; Chordata; Actinopteri; Cypriniformes; Danionidae. Gene Ontology annotation, molecular function: K63-linked polyubiquitin modification-dependent protein binding. The record is from RefSeq and is a predicted model, not a curated record.